AAAAUCAUAGAUGAAUUCCAUGAGUACUUAUAAAUAAAUUACACAAAUACUUAUACAGAAAUUACACAUGGACACAAUUCUUGUAUUGACAGAUAAAAUUGAACCCUAAUAAAUAAUAGACGAUUUUAAUGUUGGGCUAGACAUCAGUACAAGUUACUAGAAUUCUCACUCAAAAUUAACUUGACUCGCUCAUAUAGAGAGUGCCGUAGUAGUCUGCUCACAGGUAACACCUCCAACUCUACCAUGGCGCGAGGCUCCUCCCAGUCCCAGGCUUCCUCCGCCUCCACCUCACGCCCCGGCCUCGUCGCCCCCCGUGGCUCCGCCGCCGCCUCCGCCGGGAUGCGUCGACGGAGGCUGGGUAGCGCCUCUUCCUCCGUCAGCUCGUCCGGCCUUGCUGGCGGCGGGCCCGGCAGCAAUAUGCUUCGCUUCUACACGGACGACUCGCCGGGCCUGAAGAUCAGCCCCACCGUCGUCCUCAUCAUGAGCCUCUGCUUCAUCGGCUUCGUCGCCGUCCUCCACGUCAUCGGCAAGUUCUACCGCGUCAAAUCCGGGUCCUAAUUUCCCUGGUCGGGUCGCGGGCCUUGGAUCCUCCAGAACUCUCAACUCUGUAGUUGCCACGUGUAGUUUCCGUAGCUCUAUGUCCCUUUUUUUUUUGUCUUAAAUAAAUUUCAGUUGUUGGAGUUCUCGAAC
Molecule: messenger RNA, 690 nt
Organism: Sesamum indicum (sesame)
Lineage: Eukaryota; Viridiplantae; Streptophyta; Magnoliopsida; Lamiales; Pedaliaceae
Product: Preprotein translocase Sec, Sec61-beta subunit protein
Biological process (GO): intracellular protein transport
Cellular component (GO): Sec61 translocon complex
Source: RefSeq, a predicted model, not a curated record